This is a messenger RNA of Penicillium brasilianum, 2611 nucleotides long. Lineage: Eukaryota; Fungi; Ascomycota; Eurotiomycetes; Eurotiales; Aspergillaceae. The record is from the annotation of a GenBank genome assembly.
GCGCUCAAAUACAACUGAACCAUCGCCUGACUGGCUUCUUAGUAGGGCUAUAGCAAGCCAUGAUACCUGAAUGCCUCUUUAUCAAUGUCGUUCUUCUACAACCUACUGCGUACUUGAACUGGACCAGGGGAGCCAAGGUGAAUCUCCGAAGACCACCGGCGGUCGGUGACCCAGAAAGGUGUCAACGGAGAACUUCCUGAUUCCCAUCACCGGAGCUCUGAUUGGUGGACGGGUGGGCACUGAGCCUCGGGUAGGCGGUUUUCGGCGUUUUGAGCUGCAAAAGGCUCGGCUGCACUCGCCAACAGCCUCUCGGCUAUUCAAGGCUCAAACGUUAACGUCGAAACCAUCGAAGGAUUCCCCUCACAAUCAUCACCUUCUAGAUAUCCUUCUCGACACCUCAAAUCGGUCAUGCCCAUUGGCGCCCGAUAGGAUCGCAACUUGUCCGCAAUCGCCUCGUCCGCUUUCCCUCCACAUCUAUACAUUAUUGCGCCGACGAUGGCGUCAAAAGGCGCCGUCUUGCCUCUGUUGAGGCGCGAGAUGCGAUGCUCCUCUUCCCGACUCGCACGAGCUACCCCCGCGCUCGCCGUCCCUGUUUGCUCUCCUGCCACUUCCUUCGCGACCUCCCGUCGACAAAUUGCCCGCCGCUCCGCACCCUUCCUCCCACCUACUCAGAUCCGCGCCUUUUCGCAGUCAGUAACACGCCGGCUUGCCGAUGAGGAUGGAAACUUUGAUCCUCGUUCCAUGGAGCGAGAGUCCGACGAGGUGGAUGUCUGCAUUGUCGGUGGUGGCCCCUCCGGUCUCGCGGCCGCCAUUCGGUUGAAGCAGCUGGCGAACGAAGCUGGCAAUGAGGAGUUUCGAGUGAUUUUGUUAGAGAAAGCCGGCGAGCUGGGUGCUCAUAUCGUCUCCGGCAACGUUCUCCAGCCGACCGCGUUGAACGAGCUUCUCCCCGACUGGCUGUCAGAGGACAACCCCUCCCGCUUUGAGGGUGCGACUCCUGCCAAGGGUGACAAGAUGCGCUACCUCACUAAAAACUCGUCAUUCCCCCUCCCCACCCCGCCGCAGAUGCAUAACCACGGCAACUACAUCGUCAGUUUGAAUGAGUUGACCAAGUGGUUGGGUGAACGUGCGGAGGAGCUCGGCGUAGAGGUUUACCCCGGAUUUGCCGCCAGUGAGGUCGUCUACAACAGUGAUGGAUCUGUCAAGGGUGUUGCGACGAAUGAUCUCGGAAUCGGCCGGGAUGGCCAGCCGAAAGAUACAUUUGAGCGCGGUAUGGAAUUCCAUGCCCGCGUCACCCUCCUUGCCGAGGGAUGCCAUGGAAGCUUAACCAAGCAGGUGAUGAAGAAGUUCGAUCUGCGCCGAGACAGCCAGCCCCAAACGUACGGUCUGGGUAUUAAGGAAAUCUGGGAGAUCCAGCCCGAGAAGUUCAAGUCGGGUGAGAUCACCCACUCGAUGGGCUAUCCUUUACCCAAGGAUACCUACGGUGGCGCUUGGAUGUACCACUUUGGUGACAACAUGGUCAGCAUUGGUCUGGUGGUUGGUCUGGACUACCCCAACCCUUGGCUAUCGCCAUAUGGGGAGUUCCAGAAGCUGAAGCAGCACCCCAUGUUCCGGGAAGUGCUGGAGGGCGGCAAGUGUAUCUCCUAUGGUGCUCGUGCGCUGAACGAGGGUGGCUUCCAAUCCAUCCCCAAGUGCGCUUUCCCCGGUGGUGCUCUGAUCGGUGACACGGCUGGCUUCCUGAAUGUUCCUAAGAUCAAGGGUACUCACACUGCCAUGAAGUCGGGCAUGCUAGCCGCCGAGGCCACUUUUUCUGCUCUGCAGAGUAAGAAUGAGGGCACGGUGUUCCUGUUCGACUAUGAGAAGGCUUUGCGGAGUUCGUCCAUCUGGAAGGAGCUCUAUGAGGUGCGCAACAUCCGCCCCUCUUUCAACAGCUGGCUCGGCUUCUGGGGUGGUCUGCUCUACUCUGGAUUGGAAGCUAUGAUCUUCCGCGGCCGUGUGCCUUGGACUCUCAGUCAUCACGGUACGGAUGCCGCAGCUACCAAGCCCGCCUCGCAAUACAACAAGAUCGAGUACCCUAAGCCCGAUGGCGAGGUCACUUUCGACAUCCUGACCAGUGUGAGCCGCACGGGUACCAAUCAUGAGGAGGACCAGCCCGUCCACCUCCAGGUGAAAGACUGGGAGGCUCACAAGAACCUCGCCUGGCCCGUGUAUAAGGGUGUAGAGAACCGGUUCUGCCCGGCCGGUGUGUACGAGUACGUUGAAGAUUCCACCAAGCAGCACGGUGUCCGAUUCCAGAUCAACGCUCAAAACUGCAUUCACUGCAAGACCUGCGAUAUCAAGGUCCCUACCCAGGAUAUCAACUGGCAGACCCCACAGGGUGGAGAGGGUCCUAAGUAUAUCAUGACUUGAGGACUGUUUUCUGUUUCUAGGAAAGGAGUUCUGGGGGGAUUUUUUCGAAAUAGCGAGACCUUGAUCGCCUGUAUUGUACUGUACAUAUGCGAGAUUACCAAAAGCACAGAGCCUUGUGGUUACAUACCUUUUGAAUUACCCUGAACGGUUCUCUUCGAGUAUCGAGAAUCAAAGUACGGUGCAGCUCCCGUACAGUGUAUUCAUA